Cladophialophora yegresii CBS 114405 is the source of this 1200-nucleotide messenger RNA. Its product is annotated as ATP-dependent RNA helicase fal1. The transcript has 3 exons. Lineage: Eukaryota; Fungi; Ascomycota; Eurotiomycetes; Chaetothyriales; Herpotrichiellaceae. The coding region runs from base 1 to 1200 and encodes 399 amino acids. The record is from RefSeq and is a predicted model, not a curated record. Gene Ontology annotation, cellular component: catalytic step 2 spliceosome; nucleolus. Gene Ontology annotation, molecular function: ATP binding; RNA helicase activity; mRNA binding.
AUGGCGGAAGGCAUUGACAGAAGCGCGGAUGACCGGAUGGAGUUCUCGACCUCGAAAGAGGUGACAGUGGCGCCGACCUUCGAGGACAUGCAUCUCAAGGAAAAUCUACUUCGCGGCAUCUACGCUUACGGCUACGAAUCACCCUCUGCUGUACAGUCACGAGCCAUUGUGCAGAUCUGCAAGGGGAGAGACACAAUCGCCCAGGCGCAAUCUGGCACGGGCAAGACUGCGACUUUCUCAAUCAGUAUUCUGCAGAUCAUCGAGACGUCAGUUCGAGAGACCCAAGCUCUCGUUCUGUCCCCAACUCGCGAACUCGCAACCCAGAUCCAGAGUGUCAUCAUGGCUCUUGGCGACUAUAUGAAUGUACAGUGUCACGCCUGCAUUGGAGGCACAAAUGUCGGCGAAGACAUCAGAAAACUCGACUACGGCCAACACGUCGUGUCAGGCACCCCAGGCCGAGUGGCGGACAUGAUCAGAAGACGAAACCUGCGCACACGACACAUCAAGAUGCUGGUUCUCGACGAAGCAGAUGAGCUUCUCAACCGCGGCUUCAGAGAGCAGAUCUACGACGUCUACCGAUACCUUCCUCCGGCAACUCAAGUCGUCGUCGUCUCCGCCACCCUUCCUUACGACGUGCUGGACAUGACCACCAAGUUCAUGACCGACCCUGUCCGCAUCCUGGUCAAGCGUGAUGAACUCACUCUCGAAGGCCUCAAGCAGUACUUCAUCGCGGUCGAAAAGGAGGAAUGGAAGUUCGACACCUUGUGCGACCUUUACGACACCCUCACAAUUACUCAGGCCGUCAUCUUCUGCAAUACGCGCCGCAAGGUUGACUGGCUCACGGACAAGAUGCGCGAGGCAAAUUUCACAGUCAGCAGCAUGCACGGAGAGAUGCCGCAAAAGGAGCGUGAUAGCAUCAUGUCCGACUUCCGACAGGGUAACAGCCGCGUUCUCAUCAGCACGGAUGUCUGGGCUCGUGGAAUCGACGUCCAGCAGGUGAGCCUUGUGAUUAACUACGACCUGCCUAGCAACCGAGAGAACUACAUCCACAGAAUCGGACGCAGUGGGAGAUUCGGGCGGAAGGGCGUGGCCAUCAACUUCGUCACCAGUGAGGACGUCCGCAUCCUGCGCGACAUCGAACUCUACUACUCGACCCAGAUUGACGAAAUGCCCAUGAAUGUGGCCGAUCUUUUGACUUAG